UGGCGCUAAUUGCUCCGCUCGCACACAGCGUGCCGAGAGAGCUGCUUGAGCAUCGCGCCUAGGACUAAUACCGCCUCAGAGCAGCCAUCGCUGGGGCUGCCCCUCUCGGCAUUCUCGCUGCCCACACGCCAGCCGCCGCGCUGCCUAACAAUAGCAAAACGAUGACCACGCCCAUCGACUUCGGGAACUGCAGUCAGGCGGUGCCCCACGAGCGCCGGUUCAACCCCCGCGCGAAGCCCAAGAAAUCCCCGGGACCUGGUAGUUAUGAUAUCAUAAACACCCCUACCGACGUCACCACAAAGUACAAGACGACGCCCACCUACAAGAUGGGCUCAUCUACAGCACCUAGAUUCAAUAAAAAAGCCCACGACACGAUCUCGCCGGGGCCCGGUAUUUAUCAAUUGAACCCUUCGGUAGGAGACCAGACGCUAUCCACAAAACGGAGUGCCGGUAGAGUGACAUUUAACAUGGGGAAAAGAGGUGAGAAGAAGAGGUAUCAAGGUAGUCUAGUGCACGCCUACAUCGACCCCCAUUCUCGCCUGGAUACGAGGUCGGCGUCCGCGUUUGGUGCAUCUACGGCCGAUCGGUUCGCGCAAUCCAAACGGGACAUCCUGAACUCCUGCAGUCCCGGACCGGGAAGUGCGUGGAAGCACGGCAUUUAUUCCGGACUUAGUAAAAGAGGCGGCGCCACCCUGGGAACAGCUCGACGGUUCAUGAACGACAAAAAAUUGUCGGCUUCUGAUGCAUCGCUCAACCAGUCCAUCGUCGAAAGUGUGGGAGACAAAAAGUCCUUCUACGAGGAGGACCACGCGCGGCCGGGGCCGGGGCAGUACACGAUCCCGACGACGAUGGGCCCCUAUCCGGAUUCAAAAAUGCGGUCGGUCGUCGUGCCCGUCUUCACGGAGGGCACGCGGGAGACGAAGCCGCCCAAGCGCACGCCGGGGCCCUCGGACUACGAAGGGCGAUCCACGAUGGGGCGGCAGCCGAUAUCAACAAAGAGAUCGGAGCCCGGGUUUAGGUUUGGGGCCGCCGAGCGGCCGAUUGGUAAAUCAAUAUAA
Molecule: messenger RNA, 1058 nt
Organism: Pelagomonas calceolata
Lineage: Eukaryota; Pelagophyceae; Pelagomonadales; Pelagomonadaceae
Source: the annotation of a GenBank genome assembly